Vigna radiata var. radiata (mung bean) is the source of this 2822-nucleotide messenger RNA. RefSeq names its product putative rRNA methyltransferase. Gene Ontology annotation, molecular function: rRNA (uridine-2'-O-ribose)-methyltransferase activity; rRNA (guanine) methyltransferase activity. The record is from RefSeq and is a predicted model, not a curated record. Gene Ontology annotation, biological process: maturation of 5.8S rRNA from tricistronic rRNA transcript (SSU-rRNA, 5.8S rRNA, LSU-rRNA); rRNA methylation; maturation of LSU-rRNA from tricistronic rRNA transcript (SSU-rRNA, 5.8S rRNA, LSU-rRNA). NCBI's taxonomy places the organism in Eukaryota, Viridiplantae, Streptophyta, Magnoliopsida, Fabales, Fabaceae. The coding region runs from base 107 to 2608 and encodes 833 amino acids. The transcript has 11 exons. Gene Ontology annotation, cellular component: preribosome, large subunit precursor; nucleolus; nucleus.
GCUCACUCGGUCGGACAUAACGUAGUUAAUACAUUGGAAGUGUUUGUUCUUCUACUGUGUGUCCCAAAACCCUAACAAAAACCCGUAGUUGCAGUGCGGUGCAUCAAUGGGGAAAGCGAAGGGGAAGCACCGUUUGGAUAAGUACUAUCACUUGGCCAAAGAACAUGGUUACAGGUCUCGAGCUUCAUGGAAGCUGGUCCAGCUCAAUUCCAAAUACCAGUUCCUCGAGUCCGCACGCGCCGUCCUCGACCUCUGCGCCGCCCCCGGAGGCUGGAUGCAGGUGGCGGUGCAGCGCGUUCCCGUAGACCACCUCGUCAUCGGCGUGGACCUGGCGCCCAUCGCUCCCAUCCGCGGUGCAAUCGCCAUCCAGGAAGACAUCACGAAAACAGAAUGCAAGUCCCGCAUCAAGAAGCUCAUGAACCAGCACGGAUGCCGCGCCUUUGACGUCAUUCUGCACGACGGCUCUCCUAAUGUCGGCGGAGCCUGGGCUCAGGAAGCCAUGAGCCAGAACGCCCUCGUCAUUGAUGCUGUCAAAUUAGCCACUCAGUUCUUGGCGCCCAAGGGUAUCUUUGUCACCAAAAUUUUCAGGUCGCAAGAUUACAGCUCGGUGGUGUAUUGCUUGAAGCAGUUGUUUGAGAAGGUAGAGGUGGAUAAGCCUGCGGCUAGUCGAUCUGAAUCUGCUGAGAUAUAUGUUUUGGGCCUUAGGUACAAGGCACCUGCCAAGAUUGAUCCGCGACUUCUUGAUGUGAAGCAUCUUUUUCAGGGGUCUGUGGAACCGCAGCCUAAGGUGGUAGAUGUACUUAGAGAUACUAAGCAGAAAAGGCAUCGUGACGGCUAUGAAGAUGGAAACACAACUUUAAGGAAGAUAUCUUCAGCUUCAAAUUUCAUUUGGUCAGAUUCUCCUCUGGAGAUCCUUGGUUCAGUCACUUCUAUAACCUUUACUGAUGCAGCUGAUAAACCAAUCAAGGAUCAUGAUCUAACAACUGAAGAGGUCAAAUCUCUGUGCGAUGAUUUAAGGGUUUUGGGGAAGCAAGAUUUCAAGCAUCUUCUAAAGUGGAGGAUUCACAUUAGAAAAGCUCUUUCACCAACUCAGAAGCAUGAUCCUCCUACCACUAAAGAAGAGACGGAAAAUGAGCCAAAGGUGGACGAAGAAGAUAGAUUACUCAAUGAAAUGGAGGAACUGACUAAUGUGAUGGACCGCAAGAAGAAACGUGCAAAGAAGCUUCUUGCUAAAAGAAGAGCCAAGGACAAGGCACGGAAAGCAACAGGGAUGCAAAUGGAUGCAGUAGAAGAUGGUUAUGUAGAUCACGAGCUGUUUUCCCUUUCCUCCAUAAAGGGAAAGAAAGAUCUGGUAGCUGUUGACAACACUGAGUAUGAAGGUGACGAGGGUGAAGUUGAAGAUAGUGAGAAUGAAGAAAUCCAUGAAAGCCCAGAGCAUUCAUCCAGUGACUUGGAAGAUUCAGAUGAGGAACGGAAAAGAUACAAUGAACAAAUGGAAGAUUUGUUGGAUAAAGCUUAUGAGAAGUUUGUCAUCAGAAAGGAAGGAAGUGCAAAGCAGCGUAAGCGAAUUAAGAAAUCCUAUGAGGCAGAGGCCCAACUUUUGGAGGGCGGUGAGGAUGAUGAUAUUGUUGAAUCCAAGUAUGAUUCCGAUGAAGACAAGGGUGAUCAAGAAGCAAAUCCAUUGAUGGUGCCACUUAAUGACGGGGCAGAACCGACCCAAGAGGAGAUCAUGAAAAAGUGGUUUAGUCAGGAUAUAUUUGCUGAAGCUGCAGAGGAAGGUGACUUUGAGAAGGAUGAGAGUAAAGAUGAAAUGGAUAUAGAUGAUGAGCCUAAGGAGAAGACAUCCGUUGCAAAAAAGGUCAAAGAAAAUAAAACAGCAGCUCCAGCAGUGGUAGAUCACCCUCAACCUCAAGCAUCCAAGACACUAGAUGAUUUUGAAAUAGUUCCUGCGCCUGGCACUGAUUCAAGUGAUGAUUCAUCCUCUGAUGAAUCGGAGGAAGAUGUUGAAACCAAAGCUGAGAUACUGGCUUAUGCAAAGAAGAUGAUGAGAAAAAAGCAACGGGAGCAGAUAUUGGAUGAUGCAUAUAACAAGUACAUGUUUGAUGACGAGGGAUUGCCGAAAUGGUUUCUAGAUGAAGAGAAGAAGCACAGGCAACCAGUAAAGCCUCUUACGAAAGAGGAAAUUGCUGCAAUGAGAGCGCAAUUUAAAGAAAUUGAUGCCCGGCCUGCAAAGAAGGUGGCGGAGGCCAAAGCACGGAAGAAGCGUGCUGCAAUGAAGAAGCUUGAGAAGGUACGGAAGAAGGCGAAUGCCAUAUCAGACCAGACAGAGAUUUCUGAUCGUUCGAAGAGGAAGCAAAUUGAACAACUGUAUAAAAAGGCUGUUCCGAAGAGGCCUAAAAAGGAAUAUGUAGUUGCAAAGAAAGGUGUACAAGUAAAGACUGGCAAAGGAAAAGUCCUUGUUGAUCGAAGAAUGAAGAAGGAUGCUAGGAAACAUGGAAUGGGUAAGGCAGGAAAAGGAGGUUCCAAGGGGAAGAAGGGUAAGGCUUCAAAGGGCAAAGGAGCUUCGAAGGCUUCCUCUGCCAAAAAGGGAAAACAGAGGACUAAAUGAAAAUAGAUUGAUACGUGACAAACUUCAGAGUUCAAAUUAAUUCGCUUCGCCUUAUUUUCUAGGCCCAAAUUUUGUUUUUCAUUUGCUUGUGUUAUUGUGCAUUUGAUAUUAUAAAUUAAAGAAUGGAGGUUUUUGUCGUUCAUAAAGGAAAACGAUAAUGUAUUGAUAACUUGUCUUAAUUAGAAGCUAGUAAAGUUCUUAGUUUCGAAAUUAA